CAGAUAAUGACAGCAACAUAAUGAAAUUAACCAAAAGUUAAUGAAAAAAUACAAAAUGCAACAAAAGGGAUUAGAAUAGCUGUUUUCAGUAAAAUGUAAUUAAUUAAUUAUAAAUGGCGGCUUUUAACCAUGAAGAAACAGAAGGCCAACAGUUUGUUGAAGAAAUUGAUUGCAAUGAAAUUCAGGUGAAAGAGUGUGUAGGAGAAGGUAGUUUUGGUGUUGUAUAUCGAGCUGUGUGGAGAGAUAUCAAUGUAGCUGUCAAGAAUAUUACAACAGAAGCAGAAAAGAAAGCAUUUGCAGUAGAAGUACGACAAUUGUCUCGAGUGAGUCAUGAGAACAUAGUAAGAUUAUAUGGAGCUUGUACUAAAGGGCCUUAUAUUUGCCUGGUUAUGGAAUAUGCAGAAGGAGGAUCAUUGUUUAACAUCUUGCAUUCUCCCCCAAAAGUAAGAUAUACAAUAGAUCAUGCAUUAUCAUGGGCAUUACAAUGUGCACAGGGUGUUGCAUAUUUGCAUUCGAUGAAACCAAAGCCACUUAUUCAUAGGGAUUUAAAACCACCAAAUCUACUAUUAAUUGAUGGAGGUACAAAGUUAAAGAUUUGUGAUUUUGGUACAGCUGCAGAUAAAAGUACAUACAUGACCAAUAAUAAAGGCAGCGCAGCUUGGAUGGCCCCAGAGGUGUUUACAUCUUCAAAUUACACUGAAAAAUGUGAUGUUUUUAGCUGGGGAAUAAUUUUAUGGGAGGUUCUGUCCAGGCGUAAGCCCUUUUACCACAUUGGUGGUUCAGCAUUUAGAAUAAUGUGGGCAGUUCAUAAAGGUAUAAGACCUCCACUUAUCAGAAAUUGUCCUCCACUACUGGAAAAUCUCAUGACCCAAUGCUGGGAUCAAAACCCUAUUAACAGGCCCAGUAUGUCUCAGGUGGAAGAGAUUAUGUCAAAACUUUGUCAAGUAUUUACAGAUGCAAACGAACCUGUACAAUGCUUUGAAGAAUACUAUGAAGAAGAACAAGAAGAGGAUACUUACGCCGAUAAUAUUCAGCAGUCCUUCGUGUCCAAUAGUACUCAAAACUCCCAAAGACAAAUUACUUUGCCACAACCCAAUCCUCAAGUGAUCACACCUUUGUCUGUUGAAGUGGAUCCGCAUGCUUGGGACAUAGAGGAGUACAGCGAUAUGGAGUUACGUACUAUGGCCGGUUUUGACAAAAUGGUGCCUAAGAAGGGCACGACAAAUACAGUUCAAGCGUCAGUACAGAGUUCUGCCAACGUUUCUAGCAGUCCAGUUCCUCCAGAUCCAGAUUUGGACAACAUGCAUUUACUUUUAGAUGCCCACUUAAGGCCCGCGACCCCUGACGAGCAUGAUCCUCGUUCAAUGGCGCUUUUCGAAGAACAUAAACAACUUGCUCAAGAAUAUUUAAAGGUACAGACUGAAUUAGCGUACUUAGAACAACGAAAGGCUAAGUUACAAGAAGCUCAGAGUUUGGAGCAACAAAGGCGUAGGCAGACGAUAGAACAACUCCAGAGCGAAAAAGAGUCGCUAAUUUUGCUCAGGGAGAGUUUGCAAAGGCAAAAAGAACAACUGAAUUCAAAUGCAGGAAGGCGACAGUCCGAUGGAUGGGUUAUUGUGUCACGACAAAACAGCAUGUAGUGCUUUCAACUGUAGUUUAUUUUAAUCGUUUUUAAGACUUAUUUAGAAUCGUAUACAUUUGUUUUUAAAACCGAAAUAGUGAUAGGUACCAGGUACCAUUGUCUUGCCAAAAAUAUUUUGGUCUCUUUUAGAUUGUUUCUUCCUGGGGUACAUCAUGCAAUUAAAUCUUUUACUAGGUCACUGCCUUGUGAAGAAAUCAUUUUUUACUGCUAUUUUAAUGUAAUAGUGUUCGUACUGUUCUGUACUGUACAUGUGCCCAGAUAAACAAUUUUUUUUUGUUUAUUUUUACUAUAAAUCCUGCGCAACAUUACUGGUUGUGCCUACCUAUGUUAUUUUUGUACAAUUUUUAGUGUUAAGUGUUGAAACAAGUUGUAUAUAAUAGUUUUUAGACCUCUGUGCAUGUCAAUUUUUUAUUCAAGAGAGAAUAAACCCUUUAUAAAUGUU
Molecule: messenger RNA, 2084 nt
Organism: Agrilus planipennis (emerald ash borer)
Lineage: Eukaryota; Metazoa; Arthropoda; Insecta; Coleoptera; Buprestidae
Product: mitogen-activated protein kinase kinase kinase 7
Exons: 8
Coding region: 114-1640 (508 amino acids)
Biological process (GO): positive regulation of canonical NF-kappaB signal transduction; protein phosphorylation; JNK cascade
Molecular function (GO): MAP kinase kinase kinase activity; ATP binding; magnesium ion binding
Source: RefSeq, a predicted model, not a curated record